Molecule: messenger RNA, 699 nt
Organism: Trichophyton verrucosum HKI 0517
Lineage: Eukaryota; Fungi; Ascomycota; Eurotiomycetes; Onygenales; Arthrodermataceae
Exons: 1
Coding region: 1-699 (232 amino acids)
Source: RefSeq, a predicted model, not a curated record
AUGCCACCACUCGAUAUCCUUCUCACUGAACAGCCGAAUCUUACAUAUGGACAAAAUAUUGAGCCAGAUAUAUUCCCAAGAAGAUGCUUUCCAGACCCGUGCAAGCAUAUAAAAUUCAAUCCCGAAUAUGCAGACUCAGUGUGCGGAGACCCACGGCUUGGACCGCUGACCCUACCAAGCCGUUUCCCCGUGUCGGUUGAAACAGCGACAUAUUAUAGAUAUGGUGGCCUCUGCGCGGAUGAGUUCAUUUUAAGAUGGGCUGGGGACUUAGACCCAAAGAAGUGGUUCAAUUAUCCGGACUUUGACGGCUUCGCACUCGACUCUCAGGGCAAACCAAUAAAGGCUGAAGUGACUCUGACUGUUGGACGAAAAGUGGACCGAUUUGGGAGCCCAAAGGGCAAGUUUGUUGCGCCUUUGGGAUCGUCAUAUAUCUCGCGUUCGCUGCCGCCGUCAAACCUCGCACCAGGCAAAACAGGAAACUACCCGGACAAUUAUCACGUCUAUAUGGUACUGAAACCAUUCUCGGGUUUCUUAGGUCCGGUAGCUAGCUGGUUUGGCCAACCAGGCCUUGGUUCGCAGAUUCACCUUAAGUCUAGCGUUGAGGAGCUGCUCACCGGAGGCUUCCUGCGAGAGUUGAGGGAGGAUGAGUACGAUGAACCGUCCGAAUACUCAUAUGACCCUAACCCCGGCAAGGCAUAA